CACAGAACUGAUCAAGUCCAACUACCUUCAACUGCAUUAUUGAACUUUGAAAAUGUCCCGACAGAUCAAAAAUGUCGUUAUCGCAGGGGCCACCGGUAACCUCGGAUCGCAUAUACUGACCGCAUUGGUGAGUCAUGGCAACUUCAAUAUCACCGUCUUGACACGCAGGACUGGUGCCACUUUCCCGGCUGGCGUCACGGCCAAGGUGGUGGAUUUCAGCUCUCCUGCGGAAUUAGGUCUUGCUCUUCAGGGUCAGGACGCCGUGCUCGAUGCAAUCUUCAGUCCCGACCCUACCAUUUCAAUUGGCUUGAUCGAUGCCGCGGUCGCUGCCGGAGUUUAUCGCUAUAUCGCCCCUGAGUUCACUAUCCAUCCUAAAUACGACAAGACACGGUCACUGCCCAUCUUCCGGGGCAAGGCGCAGAUCUACGAUCAUCUCCAGAAAAUCGCCAAUGAUAAGAAGAUUUCCUGGACCGCCAUAUCUAAUGGUGCUUUUCUGGACUGGUGUCUGCGAUCGAGCUUUUUAAAUAUUGAUUUGAUCAAGAAAAAGAUUUUGCUCAUGAAUGAUGGUACCUGUGUCUUUCCUUUGACCGUUCUUCCUGCCGUUGGUACAGCCGUUGCCAAUGCCCUGAUUCAAGCUGAGAAAACCAAGAAUAUGCACUGUUCCAUCUACAGUGUCCAAAAGAGUCAAAAGGAUAUUGCCGAUCUGGCAGAGGAGGCACUUGGACCCGAUAGCUGGGAGGUUAAAAGCCAGGAUAUGGAAAAGGCCUUUGAAGAAGAAUUAUCUGCCAUAGCCAUCGGAAACUACAGCUGGACGGUUGUGGGGGACUUAAUCCGGUAUUCACUCGCAACCCCGGGCUAUAAUGGAGUGUUUGAGCAGAAUCACAAUGAUCUCUUAGGCGUUCAACCCAUGAGCGAUGAGCAGGUGAAGGCUUUGAUCAAGGAAAUCUAUGAUGAGCUGAAGUCUGCUGCACACUAG
This is a messenger RNA of Aspergillus piperis CBS 112811, 976 nucleotides long. Its product is annotated as aromatic alcohol reductase. Gene Ontology annotation, molecular function: oxidoreductase activity. NCBI's taxonomy places the organism in Eukaryota, Fungi, Ascomycota, Eurotiomycetes, Eurotiales, Aspergillaceae. The coding region runs from base 53 to 976 and encodes 307 amino acids. The transcript is spliced from 2 exons. The record is from RefSeq and is a predicted model, not a curated record.